Aspergillus costaricaensis CBS 115574 is the source of this 1657-nucleotide messenger RNA. RefSeq names its product dienelactone hydrolase. Gene Ontology annotation, biological process: polyketide metabolic process. Lineage: Eukaryota; Fungi; Ascomycota; Eurotiomycetes; Eurotiales; Aspergillaceae. The record is from RefSeq and is a predicted model, not a curated record. The transcript has 3 exons. The coding region runs from base 86 to 1567 and encodes 493 amino acids.
UUCAUCCUCUUUCCUUCUAUGUGUACAUUUUUAAUCCUUAAUAUAUACAUACAUAGUAGUUGCUGAAGCAGCAGAGUCUUCUAUUAUGGCCUCCAUAUCCAUCAACGCUCCCGGCGCAACCGGCUUCAUCUACAACAACGCCAACCUGGGCACCGCCCGCGUCUGCGUCUCCGCCGAAACCCCCGACUUUGAUACCGAGACGCUGCGCGCCUGGGCCGACGAGGGGUUUGAUGUUGUCUAUGCGCCGUAUAAUAAUGGGGGGAAGGAGUAUGAGGCGCGGUUGAAGUCAGUUAAGGAUGGGUUGGGCGUGGGGGAUAAUUAUGCUGUUAUUGCAUUCGGCGACGCCGCCUCCUACUGUCUCGACUACUACCUCAAAUCGACAAACUGCAGUCGUCUUGCGGCCCUCAUCGCAUACUAUCCCACUACGAUCCCUGAUACGCGAUCGCGAUUCCCGUUCUCGGUGCGCGUGUUGACGCAUCUUGCUGGAAAUACGGUGGACGUGGUGACUAUUCCGACGGUUAUUGGGUUGCAAGGGAAGAGACAUCGCUCGACGAAGCAGAUCAACCCUGGUAUCGGGACGGGAGAGAGAUUGCAGAUCGGCUGGCCGGCGUUUACGUAUGAGUCGGCGCAGCCGGGAUUCGCGGAGCAUGAUCUGGAGGAGUUUGAUCGGUUGGCGUCGGAUUUGGCGUUUAGUCGGACGUUGCAGGUGCUGAGGAAGGCGUUUGGGAAGGAUUUGGAUUUGGAGAAUAGGUGGGAGGAGCAGCUUGAGGCGCGCUUCUUCUCCAUGAACCUUACUGGAACUAUGGAGCCGUACGUCGGUCAUCUCAACCCGACACUUACUUGCACACCAACCAUGAGCGGUGGUAUCGGGACACAUGCGCUGCGUCGCUUCUAUGAACAGCACUUUCUGCGCAAGUUGCCUCCGUCGAUGCGUCUGCGGUUGAUCUCUCGGACUGUGGGGGCGGAUCGUAUUGUUGAUGAGCUGUAUGCCUCGUUUGAACAUACUCAGGAAAUACCCUGGAUGCUGCCGGGUGUUCCGCCGACGAAUCGCCGGGUCGAGAUUGUGCUAGUUAGCAUCGUCAGUCUGCGCGCGGGUAGACUGUACUCGGAACACAUGUACUGGGACCAAGCCAGCGUGUUGGUGCAAGUCGGACUCCUGGACCCGAAGUUCAUCCCGGACGGGGCACCACAGGGCGUGGACAGAUUACCAGUUGUUGGACGCGAGGCUGCCAGACGCAUCGUGGAGGAAGAUCCCGAGGCAGAAGGCCGGGACUACCAUAAUCGGUUGAUCCGCCGGGCGAAGGCUAAGCGCGGGAAGGACAAGCCGGUCGAGGAGUCAGGGACGGAGAUGGCGAAGAGUGAUACAGAGAAGGUGGAGAGUAAGCCCGCCGGAGAGAGUAAGGGGAAGACGGUGCAGAGGGAGCAGAAUGGCAAUGGAGAGGGUGCACUGGAGAAUCAUGGAGCGGAGGCGGAUGAGAAGGAGAAAGACGCAGAGAAGAAUGGCGAGGAGGAGAAGCCGGUUAAUCCGGCUGCUGCUACGGUGGAGGACACGAAAAGCGAUGAAUGAGCGUGUAUACCCUGCAUAGUAUGUUUGAGUGUUUUGUGUAUCUAGCUUGCAUUUGGAUUUCACCUCUUUGCCAAUUUCAAUCAAUCUCAU